AUGUCACACAUUAGUGCGAAACAGAGUGUGUUUAAGUCAAAAGCAUUCCAGGAACUCUCUGAGGACGCCUUGUCCGAGAUACUCAAAGUCGAUGGUCUUAAUAUGGAUGAAGCUGAAAUUAUUAAAUACAUCAAGGAAUGGGCUGCAGUUAAUUCAGUUGUCCUUGGAAGACCAGUGGCAGAUGUAGCUAAAAAUGUUAUACAGUGGGUCAGGCUUCCAAUUCUUACCCCAGAUGAAAUCUCCAAAAUUGAAAAAGAGAACAAAAAAGACAAUAUUGUGACAGUUGAUAUGUUUGCAACUGCAUGGAAAUUUCAUGCUUUAAAUAAACCAGAUGAGGGUAACCCUCUUGCAAAGAAGCGAAUCGGGACACAAGACAGACCACACCAUAAAAACCUCAACGGUUGAUCCAUCGUAACUCGUCCUCGAGUAAAAAUGUAAUCAUCAUUAUCAUAAACCAUCACCAUUAGACGCAUAAUUAAUAUUCAUGAAAAACAGUUCUACGGACAGUGACUUAAGAACUUUCUAUUGUUCUAACCUAUAAGCUUUACCAAUGCUAAAUAGUUGAAAAUGGACUUGGGACUGCCUAUUCUUUAUAGAUGAUGUUAGAAAUUUCAGUUACAAUCUGCUUUAAAUUCAGUAGGCAACAGUAUAGACAUUGGUUUCGUCUUAAAUAUUCAGAAAAUUUGUUGUAUCUCAUUUACAUAUUCAUUUUUAUUUGUAAUGUGUACCAUUUUGAAUAUUCAUUAAGUUGAAAAAAGUAUUUAUAGAAAGAAAAGGGUAAACUUUAAAAAAAUCAAAUCACUCAAACAAUUAAUUACUGAAUGAUUAAAAUCACUUAAUUAAUUUUUGAUGAUUUCAUGAUGAUUUGUAACAUUAUAAAUAAUUGCCGAUUGAUUAUCUCACAUUUUUCACUAUUGAUAUGUAAAGUGAAAUUAUAAUAUUUUUAUUUAUAUAAGAUAUUUUUGUCUGUUUUGAAACUUACAUAUACAUAUAAGUAAUUAUUUAUUGAAAUUCCAUGACUAUAUAUGAUAAACCCUUAGUCUUCUGAAUGUUUCUCAACAGUCUCCUCAGGUUACUUACAUUCAUAAAGGUUCUCAUUGACCUACUUUUGGCUUAAAAUUCAUAUCUUUGGCUAAUACUCCAUGGAAAUUGCAUGGAGAUAAAUUAUCACCACUUUUUACAGCGGAAUCUGCUUUUUUUUGUGACUUAACUGGUGUAUUGACUCUCAUAUACAUACAAUAGUCUUUGCCUACAGCUUGAUACCAGACCAGCACCUAAAAGCAAGUACUUUAGCUUCUUGUCAGUUACCAAACUGUGUGACCCACCUUUUUUUGUUUCUUAAAAAUUGGAUAGUAUUAAAAAUUUAGUCAAGCAGCAUUUUGAGCAGACACUAAUUUUUCCAACAUGCAAGGCUAAGGAGGAUAACAAGUAAAUAUAUAUCUGUAUUUAGUAUAUGCCAUUUCAUGCAUGAUAAAGAUAAUGUUUGAAUGAUUGUUAUUCAAUAGUUACAGUUAUAUAUGAAAUUUCAAGCAAUAUACAUGUAUGUAUUAUAUGGCAAACCAAAGCUAAGAUUGGAAACCAGUCUAAAAAUAAAGCACUGCCAUUGGUCCAUUUCAAAUCUAAUGUCAGUUUGAGCCAAUCAGAUGCUUGUAUUUGAAGACUGGUUCUAGUCCUCAAAUCUUUUUUUAUUAUAUUGUUUAACAUAACCUUUGAACUUUGGCUCAUCAAGUUUAUCAUGGUGUGUGCAUUAACUAUUUCACUAACUUAUGAGAUUAUGAAA
Molecule: messenger RNA, 1780 nt
Organism: Ruditapes philippinarum (Manila clam)
Lineage: Eukaryota; Metazoa; Mollusca; Bivalvia; Venerida; Veneridae
Product: BTB/POZ domain-containing protein 19-like
Exons: 4
Coding region: 1-405 (134 amino acids)
Source: RefSeq, a predicted model, not a curated record